CUCCAGCAUCUGCAGACCUCAUUUUUUACUCUGACUUUCCAGUGUCUGCAGCCCUCACGAUUUCGAAAACUCAGGCAAAGGCAAAUCUCGGGACAUGGAACGCGACAGCUGAGAUCUGGUCAGUCGACAAUCCGCGACCAGGUUCACUGGAUUUGAAAAAAAUGAAUAUUGCUGGCAUAAAAUCACAGUUUGAAGAUGGUGCGAGAAAUGUUCCUUGUAGCAAGUACUGGUGUGAUAUCUGCAAAGUAGCUUGCAUAUCUGCUCUGAAUCUCCAGGAACAUAUCAGGGGCUAUCAGCACAGAAAGGUUGAACAAAUUUUAAAAGAGACUAUGGGUAAUAGCGUAAGCAACCCUACAAUUCCUGCAAUGAAUAUUGGUCCUGAUACAAGAACAUUUGAUGAUUACCUUUUGGCUUGGAAUGCUGAUGAGCCUUUAGUUGGUCUCAAUUAUGUGAUUGAAUACCAGCGGGAUGGGGGAAGAGACCCAAUGUAUGAAUGCACACUAUGUGACUUCACAGGUUACCUGCGCAUAUUUGUUUCACACCUUGGUGGUAUCAAGCACAGAAUGAAUUACAUGUCAAGAGAAUAUCCAGAGAUGGUGAAGUGGGAUGCAACUAAAUUAAAGCCAGAGGAGUUAAGCCUUAUUGUUAAAGAAAGAGCUGCUAUUAUUGAGAAAUUGGAAGGAAGGAGGACCAUAAAGGUGAUCAGAGGACAGGAUCCACCCAGUACGAUUAGCGUAGUUAAAAGGGUUCCACUUCCAAGCAAUGAUGUUAGAAUGAAUCAAGGUGGAAGCCUUCAAGAGGGAAUGAAUUCACAAAGCUAUGCACAGCGUUCAUACCAGGAAUAUGGAUCCAAAGGAUGGCAGCAAGAAUGGGAGAGAAACCCCUCGCAAGUGGAGCAAGAUUUGAUGGAAGACAUAGUGUACACAAGAGAACAAUCACUGACAAACAAGAUGAUGUAUUCAGUUCCAAGACAUGACGAAGGACAAUAUAGAACUGAAGUUCGAUCCUCUGAUAUGUAUUCUGACUGGCGAAGAGAUGAUAAAGACUUUUAUGAAGAGAGUAUUGGCGUUAUGGACCGAUAUGCAGACCUAAGGAAAGAUAACAAAUCGCAAUAUCAAGAAAAUGUUUCAAGUGGAUAUACGGAUUUGAAAAGAGAGAGAGAUCAAUAUGUCGAGGCCAGUACUGGUUAUGAUCAAUACUCCGAUCAGCGAAGGGGGCCAUAUGGAGAUCGAAUACAUGAAUCAGCUGAUUGGAGAAAUGUCUACCACAAGGAACAUGAAAAUGAUAUCAGGAGUUCAGAUAGGUAUUCAAAUAUAAGAAAAGAUUAUCAGCUGAGAUACAUGGAUGACGGUAGAGGUGCAGACUGGAAAAGGGAUGACAGAAAACAAUAUGAAGAUGAAUACCGAGAAAGAGAACAAACUGGAAAAUCUGAUCACCGGAUGCAGAAAAAGGGUGAUUAUUCCCAGCCACCACGUUUUCCUGAUGUGAUUGAUAGUAAAAGAAAGAAGCUUUAUAACUAUUUGCAAAGCUUUCAGAUAAAAAGUGAAGAUGAUGCAAGUUUUGUUCUGAAGGUUACAAAGGCUUUCAAAGAUGCAUUGAUCAGUUAUUACCAAAAGAAGGAAUCUGACCCAGUCAUGAGAGCUACAUUGGAUCAAAGAACUGCAAGAUCCACCGGUACACCAGAUGACUAUUCCAGAUAUAAUCCUGAUGCAUCAGCUUCUGCAGUACGAGGCUCAGAAAGCCCCAGAGGUGGCUAUGAUUGGAAACAGGAUACAUUGGCAACAGACGUGAGGCAAUCAUUUGACUCCUCAUCAUAUCUAUCCUCUUCUGCUGCCAGAGAUUUUGCAAUGUAUCCCUCUUCAGGCAGGGACUAUUCGUCAGAUGACAAAUCUGGGAGUCAGUAUAUGAACUGGGGCACAAGUGUAAACUCAGCCAAUACGUAUUUUGGUCGCUAAAUUCAUUGCAAGGGUGUAUAAAGAGAAUAAAGGAUGGUUGAGCACUGUGUUCUGAAUGCAGCAGAGCUAUAGCAGAGCACAAACCAAUCUUUUAUUGUACAUCUUUAUUCAGUAUCUAGUAUCUUCUUCUCUCACCUUCCAUUUAUUUUUAUUUAUGUUGUGUCCUUUUUGUAUUUGUUUCUGAAAUGGGCACCAUAUCUUUUAAAAAGGUAAUGACUGCAAAUCUAACCCAUGCUCAAUUCAACUGAAAUUCAAUGAAAUAAUAUACCACUGGACCCCACCCACAUGUAGUGCUUUAAUAGCUUGCAUUCUUUUCUCAUCAAACACUAAUGUGUACAGAAAUUGAUGCCCUCAAAACCUUGUUUCAGAAGUGCAGUGUUAUUUUUAUUUCCCAAGUUUCUCUGUUCAUCUUGUAAGUGCAGGAACUAGCAUUCAUUGAUGGAAGACCCACAUUAUCUGUUGACAGUUAGACCAAGAUGGACAUCAUAGAAGCUUCAUCCUGUCCAUGGAAGUCAGGAAGUGUACUUGUAAGAAGGUAUUAUUGAUAGAUUGGAAUGGGAACCCUGGAUGCCAACAUUCCUAUACUGGAGGGAUAUUAAGCAAUUGUUGGAGAUGAGAUUAAUCAUUUGUGUAGUGACCUUUAUUUCAGUCCAACACCAUAUGUUAUAUUUACUCAAAUUAAAUGAGAGAGCUUUUCUAUAAUUCUGUACUCCUCAUGAGUUUAUACAUAUAAUGCAACCAGCAGUUAUAUGCAUAAGCCAAUUAGAGAUCAUUUAACUUGCAUCUGGUAUUUUAAUGUUCAAUUCCAAUGGUAAGAAUUUUUCAAACAAAUUAGUCAUAAACUAGAAGAUAACUAUAUCAUCCCCCAAUGACGGAAAGCUUUAGAGACUGCUGUUUUAUUCAAUAACAGUGGCGUUAUAACAUUCAGCUCAUUAUCCCAGUUUAAGUUGCUUUGACACAUGCCAGUAGGUAAUAUAAUGUGGAGAAAGGAAGGAUGGGGAAACUAGAUUUGAGCUAGUAUUGAUAUAGAAAAAAAUGCCCCUACUCUGAAAUUGUCGACUGGGAAGCCUGAAAAAGGAAAAGUUAUAUUUAUAAUACUUCCUUAAAAGAAAAGCUUUUCCUUAACCAAUGUUGACUUGCCUGACAAGUAUGCAAUUGUUAAAGAUGACCAUUGAUGCACCAGUUCAUGGACUUUGGUUUGGUCGACAUUUUAAGCAAAAUAAUGACUACAGAUGAGUUUCAUGCUACUUUAAUCGACAGUCAAAUUUAAUGCACAGUAAGUAAUGCAAAAAUGUAGCCAAGUUAGACAAUCUGUCUAAAUCUACAGGUUUAUCAACAUCUUAUUUUUCUUGCUACUUAAAUAGCAUACAAUGAAUUAUAAAUUGUCCUUUACAACAAUUUUUGAAUUUGUUGGUGGGGAAAUGCUGCAUGUUUAUUUGGGUGAGUGUGGCUUCUUCAUUUUGAGAAACCUCCUCAAUAUAUUCAGAGAAGUAUAGAAAGACAGUUUCUAGAUGACUUAUUGAGCGUAUUGCUGUGUUAUUUCUAAUAUGGAAUAAAUAUUGGAGACUAGAGCCACUUGCGCUUUAGGCAAAUUCCUUUGGAAUUUUUGUUAAUGUUGUUUGAUUAGCUUGAUUACCACUUUAAAAACUUAAGUUUGAAAUAGGAGUUCUUGAAUACCCAACAGAAAUUUCCUUCAGCCGACUAUAUUAUUACAUGCAAGUGUUUGUUAACUGUUGUUUGAAUACUGCAUUUUCCCUGUAGCUUUUAAAUUAUGCAUUUUAUGCAUUACAUCUACAGCUUGUAGGAAAUGUUUAAUACUGGACAAUAGAAUUGGAGUAAUCUGUCUACUUUGGAGUAGAUAAGUAGUGAGAGUUUUGUUAUAUUAAUACAAACGUUUUUAUCAUCUUAGAUUUGCAACUGUGAUUUUUGGCCUGUAAAUCUGUUUCGGUUCCAAUCAUUUGGCAUUAAUUUAAAUUUGUGUGCAUUUACAAUUCAAAGUUUUAUGCAUAAGUAAAUUAUGUUCUUGAGAAUAAUGGUACUGUUUUGCAAACUGUAAUUAAACAGUAUUUCCAUCAUUUAAACUAUAUACAUGUAGAAAAAAGCUUUCCAUACUUGAGACCUGAUGAACAGAGCAUUUAAAAAUGCAUUUUGUUUUCCAUUCACACUUGCAACCAAAGUACUUUAAUGAUGAUGCAAGUGGGUCCACUUACUGCUUAGUCAAUUAUUCUUCCAUGUACAGUAACAAGGUUCCAAGUUCUGUUCUAAGUCAGUGUUGAGUUAUCCAGCCUUAAUUAGGGCACCAUAAUCAAUUGUGGCAUCCAUCAGUUAGGAGGGAAAUAUUGACAGAGGUUCCUGUUCCUGGUCACGGUUCAAGGAUUCUUGCUGAAGUGUUUGCACAACAGAAUUGACUUUGGUCAGAGCUAAUCUCAUAUGAAGUGUCUUCCUGCAGUUGAUUCAUUUGCUGAUGAUCACUGUAAAGACUUGUAUGUAUAAUGACUAAUUGAGUUGCUAAUAAGCAGCCAUGAAUUAUGAGGAUGGAACAGAAUAAAAUUACAGAAGAGGUUUUAAAAAAUACAGUAUUUUGUAUCUCUAAGCCUUGUGCUCUAGUAAACAGACAACUGAGGAAGAAUGCAUUCUAUAUUACAGCGCAAAAUUGAAGUAAGUUGGUGUUGAAGUAAUUGGUUGGAGCGAAUUAGAUCUUAUGGUAUGAUCUGAGUUGGGCAAAUUUUAGAACAAAGGUGCUAUCCUUUGCCACAAAACAGUCAACACAUUAAUGAAUUAGAUGUUUUGGGUCACACGUGAAAUCAGGAUUGUUUUCGGGAUCUAAAGUAUAUUUGGCUUGUAGUUAUGGAGUUAUCCAGGCAAACUGUUAGAGCAGGAAAACUCAUCAAUGAAAUGUUAGUUUCUUCACAGAUUGAAAUUGCUAUUAAAUGUCAAUACUUGUAUCGUAAAAUAUAAGACACCCUGUAGUAAUUUCCCCAUAGGUGCACUCUACAUUGGUAUAUAACUGAAGUGAGGGAAAAAAUUCAAAAUGACAUGGACUUUUUUUAUAACUAGGCCAGUUUUCAAUAGGCAUGUUGUAUUCUGUGGCCAAGUCAACAAUUUGUGAUGUGACAUGUACCUGAAGGUCAUGAAAUCUAAAUGGUAUCCUCUGAAUUAACUUAGCAUAGGAUAUUAGAUCAUAAAAAUAUCUUCUUAGGUACAUUGGAAUUUUUCUCCUUGUUUGGAAAGUUUUUUGGAGAUUAAUUAUUUUUACUUUCAUACUUCAUAUCUUUCCAACUGAGUAUUGUGAUUGCAGUUAUGAUCAAAUUGUCUAGAGAACUUCUUUUUGCUGUUAUUUUUGCAUUGAUUGCACGGCUAAGUGGAACGAAUGCUAUUUUCGGUGAAGAAUGAUGAAUGUCAUUUUGUGAAAAUUGUACAUUUACUAUCCUUUUAAAAAGUUUUGACGCUAAGCAAUAGUAAUGCUCAAAAUGUAAAACUGUAGGAGAGGUGAUCUAUGUUCUGAGCUUUAUUUCUAAAAUUUUUGAAAAGUUUGAAUGUGUUUCAUCAUUGUCUAAAUAAUUUGUGUUUUUGCUUAUUUCUUUCUGUGACUAUAAAAGGAAUCAAAAUAAAUAGAAAAUUGAACAUUG
This is a messenger RNA of Hemiscyllium ocellatum (epaulette shark), 5584 nucleotides long. RefSeq lists its product as uncharacterized. Bases 162 to 1955 code for a protein of 597 amino acids. Gene Ontology annotation, cellular component: precatalytic spliceosome. Gene Ontology annotation, molecular function: zinc ion binding; single-stranded RNA binding; double-stranded RNA binding. The transcript has 15 exons. The record is from RefSeq and is a predicted model, not a curated record. NCBI's taxonomy places the organism in Eukaryota, Metazoa, Chordata, Chondrichthyes, Orectolobiformes, Hemiscylliidae.